Messenger RNA from Cervus elaphus (red deer), 966 nucleotides. Its product is annotated as olfactory receptor 2AT4-like. Lineage: Eukaryota; Metazoa; Chordata; Mammalia; Artiodactyla; Cervidae. Gene Ontology annotation, molecular function: olfactory receptor activity; G protein-coupled receptor activity. The record is from RefSeq and is a predicted model, not a curated record. The transcript has a single exon. Bases 1 to 966 code for a protein of 321 amino acids. Gene Ontology annotation, biological process: G protein-coupled receptor signaling pathway. Gene Ontology annotation, cellular component: membrane.
AUGGAGACUAUAGCCUGUAAUGAAUCAGAGGAGUCAUGGACCAUCUUCUACCUUAUGGGCAUCCCUUCUCUGCCGAAAUCCCUCUUCCUUCCUAUCUUCUUCAUCUUUCUCCUCCUCUACCUGCUCAUCCUGGUGGGAAAUGCCCUGAUCCUGGUGGCUGUGGUGGCAGAGCCCAGCCUCCACAAGCCCAUGUACUUCUUCCUGAUCAACCUCUCAGCCCUGGACAUCCUCUUCACCACAACCACUGUCCCAAAGAUGCUGUCCCUAUUCUUGCGUGGGGAUCGCUACCUCAGCUUCUCUGCCUGCUUCCUGCAGAUGUACCUCUUCCACAGUUUCUCCUGCUCUGAAGCCUUCAUCCUGGUGGUCAUGGCCUAUGACCGCUAUGUGGCUGUCUGCCGCCCACUGCACUACCCUGUGCUCAUGACCCCACAGACCAAUGCUGCCCUGGCAGCCAGUGCCUGGCUCACUGCCCUCCUUCUGCCCAUCCCAGCAGUGGUGCAGACCUCCCACAUGGCUUUUGAAAACAUCGCUCACAUCUACCACUGCUUCUGUGACCACUUAGCUGUGGUCCAAGCCUCCUGCUCUGACACCACACCCCAGACCCUCAUGGGCUUCUGCAUCGCCAUGGUGGUGUCCUUCCUGCCCCUUCUCCUGGUGCUUCUCUCCUAUGCCCACAUCCUGGCCUCAGUGCUUCGCAUCAGCUCCCGAGAAGGACGGUCAAAAGCCUUCUCCACUUGCAGCUCCCACCUCCUGGUGGUUGGCACUUACUACUCAUCCAUUGCCAUAGUCUAUGUGGCCUACAGGGCUGACCUGCCUCUUGACUUCCACAUCAUGGGCAAUGUGGUGUAUGCUAUUCUCACACCUGUCCUCAACCCUCUCAUCUACACGCUGAGGAAUAAGGAUGUAAAGACAGCCAUCACCAAAAUGGCAUGUCCCUGGAACCCAAAUAAUCCUGCAAAACCCUGA